This is a messenger RNA of Schizophyllum commune H4-8, 1903 nucleotides long. RefSeq lists its product as uncharacterized. Lineage: Eukaryota; Fungi; Basidiomycota; Agaricomycetes; Agaricales; Schizophyllaceae. The transcript is spliced from 6 exons. The record is from RefSeq and is a predicted model, not a curated record. Bases 402 to 1712 code for a protein of 436 amino acids.
GCAGAAUCCCGCGAGCGAACGGCAUCCCGGCCUCAUGAGUGUCGAGUUUCGCAUCCUUCAUGACGACCCGAGGAUUUUGCGUCGGUUGACGGCCCUAUUUUCAUCUUGGAAAGCCUUGGAAGCCGUCAGGUCCGUAUGGCCCGCAAUUAUGCCUCUGAUGAACGGCCGAUGGUAUCCAGGCACCCGCCAGCCCUCGGUACCCCCUUCCCGCCUCACAUAAAGCGGACGCGCGCCUAGACGGGUCCUCACCAAUCUUCACACUCGCCGCUGCUUGCAGGGUAUCCCACUUUCUUUCCCCUACUCCCUCUCGUUCGUCUACGCCUCCUCCUUCUUCGCGCUCGCGCAUUCGCUUGCCUGUCUCUUUAGUCCCUUCGCUUGACCACUCUUGAACGCACUUCGCCAUGUCUUUCUCCCGCAUCGCUUCUGCCGCACUGGUCGCUGCGCUGGGCGCCGCCUCCGUGCGCGCGCACGGUAUUGUGUCCGGUGUCCUCGUUGACGGCUCCACCUACUACGAGGCGUACAACCCGUUCCAGGACCCGUACAUGAACCCGGUCCCUGACCGUGUUUCUCGUCCUGUUCCGGGCAACGGUCCCAUUGAGGACGUUACUUCGGACGAUCUCCGCUGCAAUGGCGGUAAGAGCGCCAACCUUGUGGCCACCGCCGGUGCCGGCUCGUCCAUCGACAUGCAGUGGACUGCCUGGCCCGACUCGCACAAGGGCCCGGUCAUUACCUACAUGGCUCAGGUUCCCGCCAGCGAGGAUGUCAAGACCUGGGACCCUACGGACGCCGUCUGGUUCAAGGUCGAUGAGGCCGGUCUCGAGGAUGGCAAGUGGGCCGCGACGGAUAUCAUGAUCGCGAACAACAACACCUGGACGUGGCAGGUUCCUUCGGACCUCGCUGCGGGCAACUACCUUGUUCGUCAUGAGAUCAUCGCUCUCCACUCCGCCGGCUCCUACCCAGGCGCGCAGCUCUACCCCAUGUGCCUGCAGCUCGAGGUCACCGGCUCUGGCUCGUCCAUGGCCAGCGCCUCUGACAUGGUUGCAUUCCCCGGCGGCUACACCCCGGACACGCCUGGUAUCGUCUUCGACAUCUACAACGGCGCCACGGACUACCCCAUCCCCGGCCCCGCGCUCUGGUCGGGUGCUGGCGGCAGCGGCUCUGGUUCCGGCUCUGCGUCCAGCGCGGCUUCGAGCGCAGCCCCGUCCACCUCGGCUGCUGCUUCGACCUCCGCUGCCGCUUCCACGUCUGCCGCUGCCUCGACCUCUGCAGCCGCCACGUCCGCUGUGAGCUCCGCGCCCGCCGAGACCUCGGCCCCUGCCACCUCUGCGGCUGAGUCCUCGGCUGCGGCCACGUCCGCUGCGUCGUCCGCUGCCUCUGCCCCAGCGUCGUCCGCGCCCGCCGCUUCCUCCGCCCCGGCCUCAUCUGCCCCCGCCGUGUCGUCCGCCCCCGCCACCUCCGAGGUCGCGUCGUCCGCCCCUGCUGCCACCUCCGCAGCCGCCACGACCUCCGCCUCCGGCCCCGCCACGACCGGCAUCGUCGACGCCAACGCGUGCAUGAACACCUACAACCAGUGCAUCGCCCAGUCGCAGCCCAACCCGGACUGGACCGGCUGCGGCGCGACGAAGGACAGCUGCCUCGCGACCGCGACGUACAACGUCAACAUGGCCGCGCGCGCGAAGCGCGAUGGCAAGUUCGGCCGCCUUUUGCUUUAAAGACAUCGUGCAACUCAUCAGCACGUUCACCGCGACUGACUUUUCAAUUUUGAGACAAUGCAAUUCUUAUGAUGGAGGCGCUCCGCGAGCCGGCCCUAGUGGUCGGUCUCGUUUACUGUAUUUUUAUGGGCGAUAUAGUGUCCGGAAAAUACCUGCGUACCAAAAUGGAAAGCUCGAGGCUGAGUUCGCUC